This is a messenger RNA of Penicillium angulare, 963 nucleotides long. RefSeq lists its product as uncharacterized. The coding region runs from base 1 to 963 and encodes 320 amino acids. The transcript has 3 exons. NCBI's taxonomy places the organism in Eukaryota, Fungi, Ascomycota, Eurotiomycetes, Eurotiales, Aspergillaceae. The record is from RefSeq and is a predicted model, not a curated record.
AUGGCGCUGGAUGAUGUAUCCCCUUCCACGCCGACCGUUGCACAACUCAUGGUUGCAUCUCCGCUCCGCAUUAUCCUACACAGUCGACCCAAUAUCCGUAGGCAAUCGGAAAACAAGCUGAAAGAGACGUGUCUGAAUAUUGUCAAUAAUUUCUUUGACGAUAAAGCCGCUCGGAAUGUUCAUCGCGAGAAUACCUAUGUCCACUUUCCCUCCUUAGGGAGUGACUGGAAAAGCCAGGUGAUCAUCGACUAUUGUACUGGGGAUAUUCCAGAAGGCAGUUUUGUCAACAAGGUCCCACUGGUUGUUUAUAUCGUGUCCCAGAGAGAUGAUGAACUGGUGUUCGAAGAAGCGCGAACAAGUCCGUUAAUGGAGGAGAAUAUACACUCUGACACAGUCUUACUUCCAUGGAAAUCGACAGAGUUUACGAAAGUACGCCUGGACAUUAGAACGCGCAAGGAAAAUGAACUGCAUAAACGGACACAGCUGGAACAAGACACGAGGCGCCAAAUGUGGGGCAAGAGACAAGUUAGCCUUGCGGCAGAUGUUGAAGCCAAAAUCCGUCAGAAUAUUGAGGGUGAGAUGCUAGACAUCGAAACAGAAGCUCAGUCUAGUACUGCGGCAUCUCCUACCCAAUUAUCAGACCACCUUUCACUCUUUGAACUCACUAUUCGCCUUCGAGAUCGACCCGUUCGUGUCCUGUUGCAAGUUAAAAUUGAUGGCAACCCGAGCAGCAUUCGCAAACAGUCUACGAUCGCCUCGAGAAGCUUCCUUCAACUCAUGAUGCGGGAUCAGUAUCACAAGAUAAAUUUUUAUCGCUGCAUUCGAGCAUCAAAUAUGAAGGUUAACAGUGAGCUGGAGUGUUGGGCUCUGGUAGACUAUUGGAUCGGGCGCUCGACGAGAACAGAAAACCCCCCGUUUCUGACGAUGGGUUAUCGUGGCGAUAUGCGCGAUGGUCUGAUGUGA